CUGGAAAGCCACAUUUCGUUCAAAGUCGUUGGAAAAGGCCUUGAACGUAUCCCUGCAAGACCAACCGGACUAUACACCAUCCUUCUCACCGACAUCACGAUUUCCGAUGACCCAACGGCCUUCUGUUGAGUCCGGAACGAACCUUGACUCUCGCCUACAAGGGAGAAAAUGGUGGAAAGAAUCCGUCAUCUACCAGGUCUAUCCUCGCAGUUUCCAGGACACCAACGGCGAUGGAAUAGGAGACCUUGAUGGGAUCACGGCCAGACUGGAUUAUAUCAAGGGCCUUGGUGCCAACCUGAUAUGGAUCUGCCCGAUGUACAAGUCCCCUCGUUCGGAUUACGGAUAUGACAUCUCGGAUUAUUACACAGUCGCGGAAGAGUAUGGAACGAACAAUGACCUUUACAACCUCAUCGCGACGGCCAAGAGUAAAGGUAUCGGAAUCCUUUUGGAUCUUGUCAUCAAUCACACGUCCGAUGAGCAUGAAUGGUUCCAAAAGGCUCUUCGGGACCCCGACAGCAAGUACAGAGGCUACUACUUUUUCAAGCGAGGGAUCGAUGGGCGACCACCGAACAAUUGGAGGUCUUACUUUGGAGGAUCGGCGUGGGAAGCCGUUCCAAACGAACCAGACAUGUUCUACCUCCACGCUUUCAGCAAGAAGAUGCCCGACCUCAACUGGGAAAAUGCCGAAAUGAGAGAGGAACUCUACAGCAUGAUCAACUGGUGGGUCGAAAAGGGCAUUGCCGGUUUCCGAAUCGACGCCAUCAUGAACAUCAAAAAGACCAUGAUUGAAGGUGUCGUCCAACCCGACGGUGACGACGGUCUGGUUUCGAUCAACAAAUACAUCAUCAACCAACCUGGCAUCAAGGACCUUCUUCGCGGGUUGAAGGACAACACGUUCGCGAAACAUCAGAACAUCAUGACCCUGGCCGAAGCUGCCGUGCCGGACGAUCAACUCGAAGACUUUGUCGGACCCGACGGGUUUUUCGACAUGUCUUUCGACUUCAGGGCCGCCGACAUCGACAUCCCCGAGUCCGGAGAGUGGUACCGCCCGACCGACUGGACGGUCAACGAACUGCGGGACACCCUCCUCGACGUGCAGACCGGCGUCCAACGGAGGGGUUGCUGGGGCGCGACGUACUUCGAGAACCACGACCAGAACCGUUCCAUCAACAAGUACUUCCGUCGCCGGCAGGAAGACAUUUCGGCUGUCACCAAGAAACUUCUGGCCACCGUCCUGCUCGGGUUCAGGGGCACUCCGGUCGUCUACCAAGGCGAGGAGAUUGGCAUGGAAAACAUCCAACUCUCCUCGAUCGAUCGGUACGAGGACGUCAACACCCACAGUCAAUACGACGCCGGAAUCGCGGCCGGGAUGGACCCCCGAGACGUCUUUCGGCUGGUAUCCUACAGGAGCAGGGACAACUCUCGUACCCCCAUGCAAUGGGACGGCGACUCGGAAAACGCGGGUUUCACGACGCCCCGAGGAAGGCCUUGGUUGCCGGUCAACCCGAAUUACCGGGUCAUCAACGUCGACGACGCGGUCGACGACAAAAACUCCGUCUACCAUCACUAUCGACGCCUCAUAGAACUGAGGACCGGCAACCACAAGUACAAGCACGUGUUUGUCUACGGCGAGACGGUCCCAAAAUUUGUUCACGUUGACAAUGUCAUUGCCUAUGAACGUGUUUUGGGUGACCAAAGUAUUCUGAUCCUGGCCAACUUUCAAAAGAAACCCGUGGAUUUGCCACUCGACGAUUCUCAACAUCUCCGAGGCAAGAAGAUAUUGAUCAGCAACUAUGAUGAUGACGACGGUGUGGAUGACGAUGUGGUGGUGGCAGCAGCAGCAAACAAGAUGACCAUCCUACCAUACCAGGCCUUGAUAGUCGACUUGACGACUCAACACCCGAACUAGUCGAAUCAUAUACGUGAGGAUUGGGCACUUGUAAUACUGACAAUGUGUGGUUGGACUUUUUUGGGAGCCGUACUAAACGUUCAGGUCCUCUCGUACAGAAUGGUAUGUUUGUAACAAGGGAGCUGUUAGUUUGUAAACAUGUAAUAUAAAAUGUAGCCUUUUCCACUCCCUCAUCGAGC
Molecule: messenger RNA, 2088 nt
Organism: Exophiala oligosperma
Lineage: Eukaryota; Fungi; Ascomycota; Eurotiomycetes; Chaetothyriales; Herpotrichiellaceae
Exons: 1
Coding region: 107-1909 (600 amino acids)
Biological process (GO): oligosaccharide catabolic process
Molecular function (GO): alpha-amylase activity
Source: RefSeq, a predicted model, not a curated record